Lecanosticta acicola is the source of this 1434-nucleotide messenger RNA. The record is from the annotation of a GenBank genome assembly. Lineage: Eukaryota; Fungi; Ascomycota; Dothideomycetes; Mycosphaerellales; Mycosphaerellaceae.
AUGGCUCCAUCUGCUGUGCGGGAAGAGACGAACGGCCAUGCCAAUGGCACCCUGAACCCCAAAGCGACCUCCUUCACGUCGUCGAGCCAGACCUCCGCAUACCAUGCCUCAUCCUCUAUGCAAGCCAUGUCCGCCGAGGAAGCAUACGCCGCACACAACUACCACCCACUACCCGUCGUUUUCGCAAAGGCAUCCGGAUGCUCGGUGUGGGACCCAGAGGGAAAGCACUACCUCGACUUCCUCUCCGCAUACUCAGCCGUCAAUCAGGGACACUGCCAUCCCAAGCUCAUCCAGGCGUUGAUCGAGCAGGCUGGACGACUCACCCUGUCGAGCCGAGCGUUCUACAACGAUGUUUUCCCCAAAUUCGCCGAGAAGAUUACUACAAUGAUGGGCUUUGACAUGGUACUGCCCAUGAACACUGGUGCUGAGGCAGUCGAGACGGCUGUCAAGAUUGCGAGAAAGUGGGGAUACAAGGUCAAGAAGAUUCCACAAGAUAAGGCGUGGGUAUUCAGCGUACAGGAGAACUUCCACGGCAGGACGUUUGCGGCGAUUACCAUGUCAACGGACCCUGAGAGCAGAGAGAACUACGGCCCAUACUUGCCGAAUGUUGGAUCCUUCAAUCCUUCCACUGGCAAGCCGAUCCCAUUCAACGACGCUAGUGCUGUCGAAGAGCUGCUGGAGAAGCACGGCCACGAGACUGCAGCACUCCUGGUCGAGCCGAUCCAAGGAGAGGCGGGUAUCGUGGUCCCUGACGACGACUAUCUCGGACGAGUACGAGAGCUCUGCACUAAACACAACGUCCUCCUGAUCUGUGACGAGAUCCAGACUGGUAUUGCCCGAACAGGGCGCAUGUUGUGCCACGAGUGGAGCGGUAUCAAGCCCGAUCUUGUGCUGCUGGGAAAGGCCAUCAGCGGCGGCAUGUACCCCGUCUCCUGCGUCCUGGGCUCCAAAGAGGUCAUGCUCGUUGUGGAGCCUGGCACUCACGGCAGCACAUACGGAGGCAACCCACUUGGCAGUGCAGUCGCAAUCAAAGCGCUGGAGAUUGUCGAGGAAGAGCAACUGACGCAGCGAGCGGACCGUCUUGGCGAAGUCUUCCGCCAGGGACUCCGUGAGAUCCAGCAGAAGGACGCCAUGAUCUCUCUCAUCCGUGGAAAGGGCCUGCUGAACGCCAUCGUGAUUGACGAGUCCCGGACUGGUGGUCACAGUGCCUGGGAUCUGUGCAUGCUCAUGAAAGAGAAGGGACUCCUGGCCAAGCCGACGCACGAGAACAUCAUCCGCCUGGCGCCCCCGCUUGUCAUCAGCGAGGACGAAAUCAAGUCCGCUCUCAGCAUCAUCGCCGAGGCGGUGGCGGAGCUCCCGAGUUUGAAGGGUCAAAAGGAGGACAAGGUCAUCCCGCCAGCCGAGAAGAAUGUGCACAUCCACGUGGACAACUAA